CCGUGGGCUUAGUUUGUGAGACGCUUUCGAAGCGACAAGUAGUAGUUGAUAGCGACACCGGCGGACAGCGGCAGGAGAAAGGCGAAUGCACGCGUUCGGGGAUCCAUUCAAAAUUAGAAAACGUUGCACAGCCCAACAGUCAAAGAAGCGGACAAAAAAAAGAAGAAAGACCUGAACAAAUAUCUAAAGGAAAAUCCCGAAAUUAAAUUGUACAAUUUUCAUUGUAAAUAUCAGUGAAGCAGAAAACUGCAUUGAACUGAGAACGUGUCGCCUUUUUGGUAUGUCAUAAGUGGCAUUCAUUUUCAUUCAUUCCCAUGUGCGCCGCUGCAACAUAAACAGCGAUCCGAUCCGAUCCGAGCCGAUCCAAGCAUAAAGACAAAUGGGAAAAUAGAACGCAAACACAACCCGUGAGACAUAGAUAAAUAGCACAGAAAAACAGACCGAGGCAUCGAGGCAUCGAGGCAUUGCAUUGCGAGGGAGCGCAGCGCAGCGUUGAGUGAAAGUGAAUAUCGAUCGGAUCUUCUGACGGGGCGAAGGAACGGCACAGCCUUAUCUGCGCAUUCGGUGUCAGAGGCUCAAAGUGAACGCACUCGCAGACAGAGCGACAGAGAUCGAUCCAGCUGAAACCCAAGUGAACGAUCGAGCAUUGAAGAAGUCCCAGCUCAAAAACGGACUGCAAAGAAGUAAACAAAUCCCCCAAUCAAUCCGAACUGUGAUACUUUGGCCAUGACCAAAUCAAAGGCAAAUGACAAUCCGGAAAAGACGCGCGAGCACAUCAGCGAGGAGAGCAUGAAGGAUCUGCUCACCAAGCAGCUGGAAAUCGUUGGCAGUGGCGGGGCAUACGUCUGGGCCAUUUUCUUCCUGUGCGUCACCCCCAACAUACUGAACGGAUUCCAUGUGUCCUCCUACACACUGCUGGGACACCUGCCGGAGGAUCAGUGGUGCGGCCUGCCCGAUCUGGAUGCCACCAACUGGACGCUGGCCCAGAGGCGGCACAUAGCCGAGGGCGGCCUCAACUCGGGCGGCUGCACGGUGUGGGACUGGAACUACAAGCGUCUCGGCCAAAUGUCCUACGAGGCGGCCCUCAACUACACCAGCCACAUGUCGGAGAUCAGCAGGCCCGCGGAGGUGUCGUGCAAGGUGAAGGGCAGCUACGAGUACGCCGAUCCGGAGAGCACCUUCGUCUCCGACUGGGAUCUGACCUGCGAGAGGAGUAUUCAGCGCACCUCAGCACAGGUCUCCCUGUCGCUGGGCAAGUUCUGUGGCUCCUUCUCCUUUGGCAUCCUGGCAGACAAAUUUGGUCGCAAGACUUCCUUUACCCUGGGUGCCGCCUUCUUCGUUGUGGGCAGCUUCUUCUGCACCUUCUCCCCCUGGUACAGUCUCUUCCUGGCGGGUCGCUUUGCCCUUGGUGCUGCCUCCUCGGGACUCUUCUACCCAGCCUUUACCAUGAUUGUGGAAAAUGUGUGCCUAAAGCAUCGCUCCUGGAUGUCGAUUGCCUUCUCCGCCUCCUAUCCCAUUGGCAUGAUCAUCUUGGCCAUUAUCGGCUACCUCAUACAGCCCUGGCGGCACCUGCAACUAGCCCUGACCAUACCCUCGCUUCUGCUCAUCCUCAACUGCUAUCUGAUGAAUGAAUCACCUCGUUGGCUCAUAACGAACCAGCGCUACGAUCGUGUGUACAAGAUCCUCUUCAAGCAGCCCAGCCACUACGAGAUUCAGCCAGCGCUGGCCGCCCCCUCCGCGGACCUCGUCACCGAUAAGAAGUCGCUGGAACCAGAAGGCGGCUCCUCCGUCUCGCUGCUGGACAAACUGAAGAGUGGCCCACUCAAGUCCAUCAUCGAGCUCUUUGCCAAUCCCAGUGUACGCAAGCUGAUCUUCACCUCCUACUUCAUGUUCUGCGUGACAUCGCUGAGUUACUACGUGACGGCUCUGAAUGCGGCCAACCUGUCGGUGAGUCGGUAUCUGUACAUCGUGGCCACUGGGCUCGUGGACAUCCCCUCGUACUUGGUGCCGGUCAUCAUGCUGCGAUUCACGGGUCGCCGCAUCACAACCAGUUUCCUGUUCCUGUGGACGGGCGUCUCGCUGCUGCUGGUGCUCGCCGUGCCCACGGGCAGCACCACCUGGAUCGUGGCCUUCGCCAUGCUGGGCCGCUUCGGCAUCAGUGCCACCUACUCCGUGGUCACGCUCUACACGGCGGAGCUGUAUCCCACCCAGAUCCGUAACUCUGCACUGGGCACCUGCUCCACGUUCGCCCAUGUUGGAUCCAUUUCGGCACCGUAUGUGGUCGAUGUCCUGGGUGCCUUCGGCUGGUACAUUCCAACGACUAUCUGCGGCUGCUGCGUUCUAGUAGCUGGCCUGCUGACCCUCACUCUGCCCGAAACGGGCACCGACAAGCUCUCCGACAAGAUCGAUGGAGCUGCAGCUGCUGGUGCUCCUGCUGUGGCUGCCACCGAUGCAGCACAGCCGGAGAAGAAGUGAGCCUUAGCUUAGUUAGUCCUACGUCUCGUUUAGUGUACAAUAUUUAGGAGUAAAAGUAUCGUUAACUGCAGUACUCUAGCCACUAAGUUCGCUGUUAGUCCUUGCAUUCUUUUAGCGUAUAUUCGUAAUUGUUUUCUGUUUGAUAUCGUAUAAUAAAGCGCUUAUACACGUCA
This is a messenger RNA of Drosophila subobscura, 2648 nucleotides long. Its product is annotated as organic cation transporter protein. Gene Ontology annotation, cellular component: membrane. Gene Ontology annotation, biological process: transmembrane transport. The transcript has 7 exons. Gene Ontology annotation, molecular function: transmembrane transporter activity. The record is from RefSeq and is a predicted model, not a curated record. Bases 727 to 2475 code for a protein of 582 amino acids. Lineage: Eukaryota; Metazoa; Arthropoda; Insecta; Diptera; Drosophilidae.